Cooperia oncophora is the source of this 387-nucleotide messenger RNA. NCBI's taxonomy places the organism in Eukaryota, Metazoa, Nematoda, Chromadorea, Rhabditida, Trichostrongylidae. The record is from the annotation of a GenBank genome assembly.
AUGACAUUACAUCGAAGGCAGCUAAGUAUUUUUGAUCAGGUGGAUUUGCAUAUUCUUUCCCUUGCGACUAAUGUCGACUAUUCUCACCUACAAAAAGAAAGAAGUCAAUUGGCUGCACAUUUGAGGACGCACAUGGCUGUUCGAGCGCACAUGUGUAAAAUUUGUGGCCGAGGCUUUAUUGAAAAAUCGCAUUUGGUUCGCCAUGAACGGAUUCAUCUCGAAGACAAACCUUUUAAAUGUGACGCUUGUGAUUAUGCUUCCAGUCGUCGUGACAAAUUGAAGGAGCAUAUCCUCAAGCACCACAAUGGGACCAUGGUGAACAAGUCACAGAGGCGUCGAUAUCGAAGGGCAAAGCAACUGGCUGCGCUUACUGCUCAAGUGAGUUGA